Zymoseptoria tritici IPO323 is the source of this 1793-nucleotide messenger RNA. RefSeq lists its product as uncharacterized. The record is from RefSeq and is a predicted model, not a curated record. Gene Ontology annotation, molecular function: transmembrane transporter activity. Gene Ontology annotation, biological process: transmembrane transport. Bases 72 to 1793 code for a protein of 573 amino acids. The transcript has 4 exons. Lineage: Eukaryota; Fungi; Ascomycota; Dothideomycetes; Mycosphaerellales; Mycosphaerellaceae.
AUAUCCUUCUACUGCUAUUCCUUCGCUUCAUUCUUUGCAUGGGUGCCACAUAAUCACCACAGCCCUACAAGAUGGCCACCUUCGGUGCACGCCUCGAGCAAACACUCUCACGACCCACAGCCAAGCCAUACCGAUCGGGCAAAAUCACGGACACUCAAGUCCACCUCAACGAGAGAGGCAAUGUUGACUUCGGCCCGGACGACAUCGAGAACCCGAAGAACUGGAGUACAGGACGGCGGUGGUACAUUACCGUCGUGGCAAUCCUGUUGACCACCAACGCCACUUUCGCUAGCAGUUCUCCUUCCGCCAACGUUGUUGGCAUCUCGGAGGAGUUUGGAAUCACAGCCCUUACGGCAAAUCUAGUCACGACGCUGUUUCUGCUUGGCUAUUGCUUCGGUCCACUAUUCUGGGCUCCCUUGAGUGAAUACUAUGGGCGACGAUUCGUUUUCUACAUCAGCUUUAUAAUAUAUGCUGCCUUCAACUUCUUGGGAGCAUUCACACCAACAUUCGCGGGUUUACUGAUCGGAAGAUUCAUUACUGGUGUCGCGGCGUCGUGCCCUCUAAGCAAUGCACCCGGAGUGCUUGCAGAUCUGUGGCCGCCUAUAGAGAGAGGUAACGCAAUGGUGGUUUUCAGCAUCAUGACUGUGGCCGGUCCAGCCUCUGGACCUGUUGUGGCUGGUUUUCUCGAGCUUACGGAGAACUGGCGAUGGACGUUCUACGUUCUCCUCUGGCUAUCGGUACCUACUCUCAUUCUCAUGUUCACCAUUCCCGAAACGCUGCCAUCCAAAGUCCUCACAAACAAGGCGAGGCGUAUACGCGCGGCGAAGAUCCCUGGCUACGAAAAUGUGCAGUCCGAUGUCGAGGCCGCCAAUCAAAGCCUCAAAUCCAUAUUCCGAAUCGCAUUGACACGGCCGUGGCGGAUCCUCAUCGACCCGAUCUCGCUCCUGCUUGCCAUAUACCUGAGCGUGGUAUAUGCGCUCAUCUACAUGUUGUUCACAAUCUACCCGAUUGUGUUUCAAGAGAAGCGCGGAUGGAAUUCCGGCGUGGGUUCCUUGCCACUCAUCGGGCAGCUCGUUGGAGCUCUGGUCGCCGGAGCAAUGGUAUUCUACGAAUCGACCCUGGCUAGGAAGAAGAUGAUGGCAGGCGUUGCAAGGACUCCAGAAGACAGAAUGCCGCUGGCGAUGAUUGGUGGCAUCGGAUUUCCAGUCACCAUGUUCUGGUUCGCCUGGAGCGCGAACUAUAACAGCAUCCACUGGGCGGUUCCAACUUUGGGUGGCACUUUCUUGGCCACGAGCACAGUCCUGCUCUUUGUGGCGUGUCUGAACUACCUCAGUGACACAUAUCUCAUCUACGCGGCUUCAGCGGUCGCCGCGAACACAGUGUGUCGAUCCCUUUUCGGAGCAAUAUCACCGCUCUUUACGAAAGCCAUGUUCGAUGCUCUAGGUGUUGGCGGUGCUGGCAGCUUGAUUGGAGGCAUAGCAUGUCUGCUGGCACCUCUGCCGUUCAUUUUCUUCAAGUACGGAGCCAGGAUUCGCGAGCGAUCGAAAUUUGCACCCACCGAAGAACUCAAACCAACAGCAAGCGAUGGCAGCAGUAACGACGACGUUGCGCAGACGAAACGUGACAGCUUUGAUGCCGAGGCAGAGCUCGACGAGCAGGUUGGUCUGCCAAUGCAGCGGAUCGAGAAGGGAGGUUCGCGGAGUAGCGAUGCGCUGGAUCAGUCUGGGGACCCUUAUCUGGAUGCUGAUGGCAUAGAGAAAGCGGAGCGGCUGAACAGUACUGGCGGGAGAUGA